Symbiodinium natans is the source of this 2985-nucleotide messenger RNA. NCBI's taxonomy places the organism in Eukaryota, Dinophyceae, Suessiales, Symbiodiniaceae. The record is from the annotation of a GenBank genome assembly.
AUGGUACACGUGACACGAUGCGGGUGUCGACUUUCGUGCGAACUUCAAAAACCCAACCAGGUGGGCCUCACAGUUCUAGGCAAUGCUGCGCGAUGCUGUGAAUACGUGCAGGUCCCCAAGCUGGGAUCCCUGGAACCAGCUUCCGGUGGCUAUUUAGCAGAUUUCCGCCGCUCCUGUAAAGAUGGCGGCCUGGACUGCGACACCAUUCAUUAUUCUGUGCCGAGACCUUCAGGGGACGGCGAGGAGAUUGGGGGCAAAGUCACGUGGUACGGUGACGUCCAGUGGGUCAUUGAGGGAAAUCCUGACCCUGAGAAGGUCAAGCAGAUCAUCGAUGUUUCGGGUAUCCGAUACGCUUUUGAAGCUGGCACGACGGCGCCACCAGGAGAUGAGGCCGGACACGGUGAAAUGGUUGCCUUCAACGGCACUGCCUACGUGAGAUCCACGCGCACGGGAAGUUCAGAGUUCUACAAGACCGUCUACGGCCCCUACAUGCGUUGUGACGCAGCAGGUCUUGUGGGACCUCCAAAUGCCACCCCUGAUCUGGUUGCGACGACAUUGGUCGGAGGUAUGACAUGGACUUCUGCCAUCAACGAUAUGUUCUCCAACAUCGAGAACCGCAGUGGAGCACCUGCUGCGGCGUUUGGUGGCAUGGUCACCUUUGAAAGGCUGCUAGGAACAGCCAUCGCCCUGUCGUCCACAGAGCAGGAGAACAUCUUCGCCUCGAAGGACAAGUACUACCCUUUUGCGCCCCAUGUAGAGCACAACGUCAACUGCGUUGUUGUGGGCUUCGUUGGCGACAUGGAUGCCGUCGAGAAGAAGGGCAUCACGGGGCUGGAGAAGGUCUUGUACAAGGGAGCUUCGGGAUCUGCUGGAGCAGGAGCGGCCGAGACCCUCACCCUGCACGCGCAUUUGGUAACGCUUCGGCGCAGCUGCAAAGCGAAGACACCUCAGGAAGUGCGGCCUCAGGAUGUGAAAGAGGUAUACCAUCUCGACUCAUCCAGCAUCGUGGCGAGCUUCAAUCUGGAGCUGUGGCUCAUCAACGAAAGCAUGGAAGAGCAUCCUGUCCUACCAGCAGAUUCCGUGCCUGCACCAAUCGCGCACCCUCCAAGCCUUUGCAACUGCUCCGAGUGGGUGGUCAACGCGCUAGUUGACGCGGGCGUGACACACGUCUUCGGAGGACACGGAGGUGCUUUGGUGCCCCUUGUGAACGCCAUCGUGAACAACCCAAAGGUGCGAUGGGUUUGCACCCGCAACGAGGCCAACGCCUCGCUGAUGGCCGCUGCGUAUGCCAAGCUGACGGGGAACAUGGGGGUGUGCGUUGCUACAUCAGGGCCAGGAGCUUCCAACUUGACGACGGGCCUCUUAGAUGCCCUGCAAGAUCAGUGCUCCAUGAUUGCAAUCACCGGCCUCAAGCCAAGAGGCGGCAUUGGGUAUAGCGAAUUUCAAGACCUGCAGCAGAGUCGUAUGUUCGCCGCCGGUGGGUUGCCCAUGAGCCUUGAUGUUUCGAGCCCAGACGCCUUGGUACCGCUGUUGCGAGAUGCUGUGGCCAAGGCCCUCUCGCUUCGAACUGUUGUUCACUUAGGCCUUCCCGUGGACGUCCAGGCUGCCCAAUGUCCGGUACCUCUGAAGCCCUUCUGUGCAGCAGAUGUCAGGGCUGAAGUUGAGCUGCCGGAGACCCAUUCCUUCGUUAUCAAGAACGUGGCUUCCGAGCUCCGCGCAGCUUCAGGUCGCGGAAGUGGCCGGGUCGUCAUCGCUGUGGGCCACCGGGCCGUCGGUGCCGGGGAGGAGAUCCUAAAGUUAGCUGAACGCAUCAAUGCUCCUGUGCUGACACGGCUUGAUGCCAAAGGAUGCGUGAACGAGGCCCAUGGCCUCGUAUUUGGUGUUAUUGGCGUGCAUGGGAAAUCUGGACUUGAGCUUGCGACCAAAGUCAUAGAGACUUCCCAACUGAUCAUCUCCAUCGGAAAUCACGACGACACGCUCUUGCUUUGCAACCGGGCAGGCUUGCAGAUACGGCCCAUGAUCACCUUUGAGCCCGAUGCCAUGUGCUUGCGGAUCAACGCAAGGUACAGGGCCUUGUACGAUGUGGUGGGGGAAAUCAAGUUUACGCUCCGGAGGUUGCUUCAGGAGCUUGGGCCACAGGAGAAAGACCCCAUCAUCCAGAACCCAAGCUUCAUGGAUCGUUGGCAUAGGGAGCUGGCUUUCAGUGGCAUGGACGUUGUGACGCCACUGGAUGCUGCCAACCUUCACUUGGCACCGUCGCCCCGGGCUGCGAAGCUGGAACUUCAGGAAGACGCCAAGAAGAUAUGGUCUGACAUCCACGGUGGGAAGUGGAAGAUCACGCAUGCACAAUCAUCCCGCUACUUGUGCACAAGCCAGUGCGCAGAAAGCCUUGCCCACCCGGAAACUGUCAUGAAGGAGAUGUCCCACCGCAUGGCGGCCAACGACGUUCUUUGCGUGGAUGUCGGUGACGUGACCCUAUGGGCCAGCCUGUCCGCCUGCCUCACCAAAGGGCAAAGAACUCUGUCCUCGGAACGCUUGGGGACCAUGGGCUACGGCCUUUGCGCGGGCAUCGUCGCCAGUUUGGUCCGAGCAGGUGACGGGCGUGCAGUUGUCGUUGUCGGGGACGGUGGUGUGCAGAUGACCAUCAACGAGCUAGGAACGGCCCAGCAUCUCUAUGCCAACUUGGAUGAGGACCACAGUCUCAUCAUCAUCAUCCUCGACAAUUCGAAACUUGGCCGUGUGGCCUUCGGAUUUGAAGGGGCACUGGGUUGUGAGCUUGGCCCAUCGCCCGACUUUGCCGCCAUUAGCAAGGCGUACGGCGGCAACGGUGUAAAGGUGGCUGCUGCUGAAGAUCUUCCAGGUGCCAUGGACGAAGCGUUCAAGUCCAAGGGCAUCUUCAUCCUUCAUGUCCUCAUCGACCCAGCAUUAAAGGCAGACAUGGCGAGUUUCCAGGAUAAGUCGAUCAGCAUGAUGGACAGCGGCUGA